Messenger RNA from Staurois parvus, 1604 nucleotides. The record is from the annotation of a GenBank genome assembly. NCBI's taxonomy places the organism in Eukaryota, Metazoa, Chordata, Amphibia, Anura, Ranidae.
CUCUACAAGGACGUCAUGAUGGACAAUCAGCCGCCCCUCACAUCACCGGAUGGAUCCAGUCAUGGGAACCCACCAGAGAGAUGUCCCCGUCCUCUGUAUUCCGGGAUUCCACACAGGAAGGUCACACCAUCCCUCACCAUCAUCAGAGUGGAAACCUGAGAGAUUGUAAAGUUGAGGUUAAAGAAGAGAUAAAAAAGAGGAGGAUGAAGAGGAUGGGGUGAUGGAGUCUCCAAAAGACACCAUGGUGGAGUCAUCCAGCUACAGGAACCCACCAGAGAGAUGUCCCCGUCCUCUGUAUUCCCGGGAUUCCACACAGGAAGGUCACACCAUCCCUCACCAUCAUCAGAGUGGAAUCCUCGGGGAUGAUAAUAUUGAUGUUAAAGAAGAGUAUAAAGAGGAGGAUGAGGAGUAUGGAGUGAUGGAGGAGUUUUCAGAAGGACACAAGGAUAUGAUGGAGCCACCUAAUACCAGGAACCCACCGGAGAGAUGUCCCCAUCCUCUGUAUUCCCGGAAUUCUACACAGGAAGGUCACACCAUCCCUCACCAUUACAAGAGUGGAGAUCCAAUCGAUAUAGAAUUUGAGGUGAAAGCAGAAGAAGAAGAGGCGUAUGUGAGGGGAUGAUCAGCAGUCUAUGGAGGAGGAUGGAAUAACGGGGACAUUUAUAGAGGAGGACACUCCUACAGAGAUCAGCACAGUCCAUGGCCGGGAGAUGAGGAAAACCUCCGAGGAUUGUCUCACUUUGUCUCCAGACUGGAAAGUAGAAGAUGAGGAUAUCACACAGUAUAGUCCAGGAGAAAACCCGGCUCCCUCCAAUGUCCAUCCGGCACCACCCAGUGUAGAUGGACCAUCGGAUUCCUCGUAUCCUGAGGAACCUCAGACUGUGCGGGACCGGGCCGGCCUUCCAAUAGAGAAGAGCUUCUCCUGUACUGAGUUUGGGAAGGGUUUCCAUUCUAAAUCCAAACUUAAUGUGCAUAAAAGAUGUCACACAGGGGAGAAGCCGUAUUCCUGUCCUGAGUGUGAAAAAUGUUUUUCACAAAUGUCCACUCUUCAAACACAUCAGAGGUUUCAUACGGGGGAAAAGCCAUAUUCCUGUCCUGAGUGUGGGAAAUGCUUUGUACUAAAGUCAGAACUUGUCGUACAUCAGAGAUCUCACACAGGUGAAAAGCCAUAUUGCUGUCCUGAGUGCGGGAAAUAUUUUUCAAUGAAAUCCCAGCUUUCCAUACAUCAGAGAUCGCACACGGGGGAGAAGCCAUAUUCCUGUCCUGAGUGUGGGAAAUGUUUUUCACAAAUUUCAGGCUUUACACACAUCAGAGAUUACACACGGGAGAGAAGCCAUAUUCCUGUCCUGAGUGUGGAAAAUGUUUUUCAGACAAGUCCGGUCUUUGCACACAUCAGAGGUCUCACACGGGGGAGAAGCCUUAUUCCUGUCCUGAUUGUGGGAAAUGUUUUUCACAGAAGUCAAAUCUUUACAGACAUCAGAGAUCUCACAUGGGGGAGAAGCCAUAUUCCUGUCCUGAGUGCGGGAAAUGUUUUUCACAGAAGUCUGAUCUUUACAGACAUCAGAGAUCCCACACAGGGGAGAAGCCACUUUCCUGUCCUGAGU